Molecule: messenger RNA, 747 nt
Organism: Lachancea nothofagi CBS 11611
Lineage: Eukaryota; Fungi; Ascomycota; Saccharomycetes; Saccharomycetales; Saccharomycetaceae
Source: the annotation of a GenBank genome assembly
AUGUCUUUGGAAGGGAAAACUGCUCUAAUUACAGGUGGGACCAAGAAUCUCGGCAAACUAACUGCCAUCGAGCUCGCUUCCAAGCAUAAAGCUAACCUGUUUUUGCAUUACAAUUCAGUUCAAGGUGAUGAGCAGAAACUCGCGGAUGAGCUUUCAAGCAAGUACGGGGUAAAGGUGGAGCUCUACCAAGGCAACUUGGGGUCAGCACAGAAUGUAGCCAAGUUGUUCGAAACGGCCAAGGCCAAAUUCGGCUCUAUCGACGUUGCUAUCAAUAACGUGGGUAAGGUUUUGAAAAAACCCAUGGCCGAGGUCACCGAAAAAGAAUUUGACGAAAUGGAUCUCGUCAACAACAAAAUCGGGUUUUUCUUUAUUGCUCAAGCUACCAAGCACGUGAGCCCCGGUGGUAGUAUUAUAUCUUUGGUGACCUCGCUGUUGGCUGCUUAUACGCCAUUAUAUGCCGUGUAUCAGGGAACCAAGAGCGCUGUUGAAUAUUACACCAAGAGCGCAUCUAAAGAGCUUAUUGAAAAGCGAAUCUCUGUCAACUGCAUUGCUCCAGGCCCCAUGGACACACCCUUUUUCUACUCACAGGAACAGCCUGAGGCAGUAGAGUAUUACAAGUCCGCAGCAUUUGACAACAGAUUAACAAAAAUUGAAGACAUUGCGCCAAUUGUUUCAUUCUUGGUCUCGAGCGGCAACUGGAUGACGGGCCAAACGCUGUACGCUUCCGGUGGUAUGACAGCUCAUUAA